CAGCGCGCGCGGCUUCCCCGCCCCCGCCCCCGGGCCAACCGCCGGGGCGCGCGCCCGAGGGCGGUCUCGGCCGCAGAGCUCGCGAGAGGACAUGUCCGCGGCGGCGGCGGCGAGCGAGGAAAUGUGCUGAAACAGACACUAUAGAAGGAGGCUAGAGAUACAAGUAAAAUUGCAGAAUUUGAUGCUUGCACUCCAGAGGAGUACAUGAACUCAUACUGAUUAAUGUAUUUUUGCAAACCUUGAAGUUUUUUCAGGUCCUGUAAAAAUAUGCCUGAUUUUAAAAACUCAUCAUGCAGAACUGGGAGAGCAGAAGGGUGGAAUCUCUGGGAAAGGGUGAAAUGCAGAUGGUAACAACCUACUUCAGCCAAGAGUUCAUCUUUCUCUGCCCUGAGAAAGUUCUGAGCAGGAGCAAAGGGGGGCAAGAUGGAGACAAACUAGAAAUCUGAAAUGGAGGAUGCCUAAAACCCUAGAAGCUCAUGAAGCUUACUCCCUCAGUUGAAAAUGUACUUCAAAUGUGGAAGAGAACUAUUCAGCCACAUAACUUACUGAAACAUGAUUAAGAUGAUACAUGUUGUCUUUUGGUGGAGCCUCUCAUCCCAGCCCUACCAGAGAUGUUUGCCUGCUCAGACGAUUUAACACAAUGGAUCACCUGGGGACAGCAGACGCUGAGGACGACUCUGGAUCACUAACACGGCUUGCUCCUAGUCCUCAUAGCGAAGCAGUUGCUCAUGAGUUUAAGGAACUCUCAUUGCAGCCCAAUCAGUACUUACCUCCUCUCAACGAACGAAAGAAUGUACUUCAGCUGAGGCUACAACAAAGACGGACACGAGAACAGCUGGUGGACCAGGGCAUCAUGCCACCUUUGAAAAGUCCAGCUGCAUUCCAUGAGCAGAUAAAGAGCCUGGAGCGAGCCAGGACUGAAAAUUUUUUGAAGCACAAGAUUCGCAGCAGGCCGGACCGGUCUGAGCUGGUCAGAAUGCACAUCCUCGAAGAGACCUUCGCAGAGCCUUCACUACAAGCCACUCAGAUGAAACUGAAGAGAGCUCGGUUGGCAGAUGAUCUGAAUGAGAAGAUUGCUCAGAGGCCUGGCCCUAUGGAACUGGUAGAAAAAAAUAUUCUUCCUGUAGAUUCCAGCGUUAAAGAAGCUAUUAUAGCAGUUGGACAAGAGAAUUAUCCUCAAGCUUUGGAUGAUUAUUCAUUUGAUGAAGACAGCAGUGAUGCUUUAUCACCAGAUCAGCCAGCCAGCCAAGAAUCCCAGGGUUCAGCAGCUUCCCCUGGUGAGCCAAAAACAAGUGACUCACCAUCACCAGUAACACCAACUGCUACUACGUCAACACAGUAUCCACCUUUAACCUCUCCAGUUCCUGAAUUUCUCAAAACUCCCUCUACAAUUGAACAGCACGUUACACGUUCUACUGCUGCAACCACCCUGACCACAAAUACUGUAUCUGCAGCAAAGCCUGGGCCAACGUUAGUAAAGCAAAGCCACCCAAAGAACCCAAAUGAUAAGCAUCGGAGCAAAAAAUGUAAAGAACCUAAGCCAAGGGUGAAAAAAUUGAAGUAUCAUCAAUAUAUUCCACCUGAUCAGAAAGGUGAGAAAAAUGAGCCACAGAUGGACUCCAACUAUGCUCGUCUGCUACAACAGCAGCAACUGUUUUUGCAGCUGCAGAUCCUGAGCCAACAGCAACAACACUACAAUUACCAGACAAUUCUACCUGCACCACUGAAGCCACUGAAUGACAAACAGAGUAACAACGGGAAUACACCACUGAAUACUUUGAACAACAGUACACCAACAUCAGCUGCCAGCUCACCGAGACAGAAUAGUAAUAUUCCUAGCCGGAAACCAGGACCUCUACCGUCAAGCUUGGAUGACUUGAAGGUAGCUGAGCUUAAAAUGGAGUUGAAAUUGAGGGGAUUACCAGUGUCUGGAACAAAAACAGAUCUUAUUGAGCGUCUGAAACCCUAUCAAGAUCUUAAUAACAAUGGGGUCACUACUAGUAGCUCUGUUACAGUAACCACUUCUACUGGGGCCACAGAAAAAACAUCUACUGGACCUGGCUGCAAAGUAGUAAAUACUGAAAACAUUAACUCUCCUUUGCCUAUAUCUCCCUCUCCUUCAGAACAAUCUACUCUAAGCACAGAUGAUACUAGUAUGGCAGAUACUUUCACAGAAAUUAUGAACAUGGUGUCACCAUCCCAAUUCUUAAGUACUUCACCACUAAGAGCAAAUAUGAGUGAUGAUAAUCAGAAUCGCAGUAAUGGAAGCAUCUCAACUAUGGAGUUUGAUGUAGCAGAAAAGGACCGCAAGCUUCAAGAAAAAGAAAAGCAGAUUGAAGAGCUCAAAAGGAAACUGGAACAAGAGCAAAAACUCGUGGAAGUACUGAAAAUGCAACUUGAGGUUGAAAAGCGGGGACAACAGCAACAGUCUCAGACUUCUGGUAACUCAGCUGCUUUGGAACAGAAGCAAUUCAGUGCUGUUGUCAAAGAUGAAAAUGCUCUAACUGACUGCUCUAGUACAAGUCAAUCUGUACCUGUAGCUAGUCAUUCUUUAGGACAAUCGGUAUAUACGAGUGGCCAGAAUCCAGUUGCCAAAAAGGCAGUUAUUAUCAAGCAGGAGAUACCUGUGGCCAAAGCUGAACCUCAGAAUGCCAUUUCUCAAUUUUAUGUUAACCCACAGAGGCAGCCGCAAACUGCAGUUGUUGCCCAACCUCAAGCUUUAUUAACUACCCAAGGAACUGCCCAGCUGCUCCUUCCACUAUCUAUCCAGGGACCGAAUUCUACCACUGCAGUGCAGCUACCAGUUGGAAAUAUAAAGUUGCAGGCUCAGUCACAAGCUGGAAUACAGACCCCAUCACAAAUACCUGCUCCUAUUUCUUCUGGCCUGGUCCAGACAGCACCUCAGAUGCAUACUCCACAAUCAAAACAAACCACCAUCACGCAGCAUGCACUUGGUCAGACCCAACAAAUCAGAAAGGUUUUUCCACCUACCACAUCAAAUACAGUAUUUUCCUAUCAGACGGCAUCAGUUACAACACCUUCACAAUCUUUUAUUAAUAAAACGUCAAACUCUAAUGUUCACACUGGUGGUAAUCAGGUCCCCUCUGUGCAGAAUGGACCUGCUACUCCUAACAAGCCUGGCUCUCCAUCUCAAGCCCAGCCUUACAUAGUUCAACAAUCCCUCUUCAACAACACAGUAUCCAAGACAAAAGAUCCUCCUCGUUAUGAAGAGGCCAUAAAACAGACCCGCAAUAUUCAGACAUCGCACCGUGAGAUUUCCAGUGUGCACAGUCAGCAGAUGGAUGAUCUUUUUGAUAUUCUCAUCAAGAGCGGAGAGAUUUCCCUGCCAAUAAAGGAGGAACCAUCUCCCAUUUCUAAAAUGAGACCAGUAACAGCCAACAUCACUACAAUGCCAGUGAAUACAGUGAUAUCCCGCCCACCACCACAAAUCCAAAUGGCCCCUCCUCCUGUGUCUUUAGAACCAACAACCAGCUUGUCUAUAAGUUUGGAAAACCAACUUGAAGCCCUCUUGGAUGGAACUUUACCGUCAGGUAAUGAAAUUCCUCAACUGACAAGCAGUAAUGAGGACAGAGAGUCAUUUUCUUUAAUUGAAGACCUCCAGAAUGAUCUACUUAAUCACUCCAGCAUUUUAGAUCACUCUCAUUCACCCAUGGAAACAUCUGACCCACAGUUUACCACGAAUAAUUCUUGUCUGUCUCUUGACCUUCCUGAUACAAAUUUGGACAAUAUGGAAUGGCUAGACAUUACAAUGCCCAGCUCCUCAUCUGGACUCACUCCUCUCAGUUCUACUGCCCCCAGCGUGUUUUCCACAGACUUUCUAGAUCCACAAGAUCUACAGUUGCACUGGGAUUAAGCUAUAGCCAAUGAGAACACGACCUGCAAGUCUCUUCACAGCAGAGGUCCAUUAUUAUAUCAUUCUGAUUGCAGUUAAGAUAAAUUAAGACAGUAAUGUUUGGAAGAACAAAUGCUUGAAGCUAAUUCCUUAUUGAUUUUCAAGUUUACAACAGUGAAUUACUUUAUGCUCCUAUCAGUAAUGCAGAUUAGGGCCCUCUGAAAGCUGUAUUUCACAAGUCAGGAAAGGAUGAUUGUAGUUACUGAUUAGAAGUACCCCAAGGUAAACACAUCACAAAUAUUUAAGUAGUAAGUUAUGUCUCUGACUUUGUAAUGCUUAAAUGAGCAACACAACAUGGCUAAACUUAAAGAAGAAAAAGUGAGAUUUCAACUGUCUGUAUUGACACAGUGAGCAAAUGUUUGGGGGAGGGUGAGGUAUCACUGCACUUCAUUGUUCCUGUGGAUAGCCUGAGCCAGGUUCCAAAUGAAUUGUGAGGGCAAAGGCAAGUAGAAGCACUGGCUGGUUCAGUGAAAUUUCAUGUAUCUAGUCUCUUAAUUUGUUCAAGUUGUUUUUAUAUUUUGGUUUUGUGGUUUUUAAAACUCUUCCCUCAUUCUUUAAUCACGAGGGAAGAAUUUAACUGCAUCCAAAGGGAUAUUAAGUGUAACUGCAAGAAAUCCACCGUAGCUACGCCAGGUAAUAUUGAGAACACUGAAUUUUCUAUAGCAAUGCUCUGCAUUUAAUAGCUAGGUUUUAAUGUGUAUAUCAGACAGUUAUUUGUAUACUCUUUUAACUUUGUAUAGCUUAUUUUUGUGAACAGAAGGGAACAGUGGUCUUCAAACAAGAUUACUAUAGUGGAAAUAAUAAAUAUCCUAAUUUACUCUGUGUUUGAGGAUAUUUGUUACAGAUCAUUGAAUCCAGUAUCUCAGCAUAUUACAACAGUUUGAGGAAGUAGAAAAGUUUAAUUAAUGCUGUUCUGCACUAUGAUCCUGCAAGCAUCUAUGCAAGAAUAGUCCCAAUGCCCUCAAUAAAAGAUGUUUGUAGGAUCAGACCAAGUUGCAGGGGACAGUACUGACAGGACAACCAUCAUUUCUUAAUGAAUACUUUUAUCUAUUGAACAGCUUUGUCUACCACUACAUAACAUCAGGGAAGCUAAACGGAGAAGCUGCUCAGUGAGAAUCCUAAAUAGCAGUAUCAGGAUGUACUGGUUUGUGAUAAGAAGGCUAUGUCAUAUCUGAAACAGAUAAUAGCAAAAAUUAAGCUCUUACCUCAAAGCACAGCACAUGAAAAUAUUUUUUUUAAAGCCCUUAGUUGUGUUUUUCCAUAGUCUAUUAUGAUGGCAGUUGGAAAAACAAAAAAAUGCAAAUAGAGGUAAAAUACUUUUAAGUUCUGUGGUUGUCUCUCAGGUAGUAGGUGUUAAAUGUUGCCAUAGGUGAUGUAGGAUGAUCAUCAAACUUAAAAUUGGAAUUAUUUCCUAUUAGGGAAUUCCUAAAUUAGGAUAAAAAGAAACGGUCCCCUAUUUCCUGAACAAUGGAAGCUUGAUACGUUUUCUAGUCUGAAAACUGAUCUCAUUGCAGAAUUUCUUCCUCACCACCAGCCUUCAAAAAUAAAGUUUUGUAGGAGCUAAUGAAAAAAAUGCCCUGAAGCUUUUGCUUACUUCUUAGACUAAUGAUAUAUAUCAAAGAGUAUCAAAGAAAUAAUGAAAACAGAAAGUAGCUGUUAACUAUUUAGCAACCUGUAACACAUUUGAAAAAAAAAAAAAAAACACCACAAUCAUGUUAACAUCAAACAAAAUACUUUUGUCAGAAAAUGUUGUGGAAUUAACUGCAAAUGCAGUCUGGUUUACUAAUAAUGGCUUCAGAUAAAAUAGUGGAUUACAUCAUUGAUUCAAGGUUUAAACUGGCAUCAUAUGUUUGCAUCAUAUCAGUUACCAGCACUUUAAAUCAUUGUAUUUCUUCAAUAGUUUUACAGGCCACGAUUUACUUUAAGAUUAAACUACAGAAAAACAAUCUAUGGAGAUUUUUCACAAGAAAAGAUGAAGUUGAAAGACCUAUUUCCUUAUUCCUUCUUGCUGUGCCUACAGUACUUGAGUACAAUAUUGCACGUGGACUGUCUGCCUUAAAUUUUGAUGGUAUAGGAAUCUUCAGUAACACUGAACAAAUACAUUCAACUUUUUGCAUUCCUUUUCAUCAUAUUAUCUUGGGAGCUAAUACUCUGAGAUAGUAAGUGCCCUCAGCUGUUAUGAGAAUAAGAAUUAAGGACUCUUGGUCUGAUAGGAACAACUUUGAAUGAAAUUUAGUGUUCUGCAGUACUGUCAAUUUAUUACAUGUGAUACACCAGACAUCAUACCACAUAUGUGUGGUUAGAGUUACCCCUUCCUGACCCUGCCUUCUGAUUAAGUACGAGGCAAGUAAAUUAAUUUUUAGAGGACAAAGUAACCUAGAGCAACUGUACUGUCAUUUUUGAUGUGCAUGUAAAUAGAGCUUGAAACUGGCAAAGUCAUCUUGCUACAAAACUAUCCUUAUUGACAGUGUAGAAUGUUAACUAAUCCAUAGGAAUCUAUGUGCAGAAAUAAACCCAAACAGUUGAGAUGUGUUGUUAUCAGUACAGUAUAGCUUUCUACUCUAGAAGUCUAUUUGAAAAAAAAAAAAAAACUAUUAAAAAAAUUAUGGGAUCAUUUUAGGUUUUGAAGUACAAAUAUUCUAGUGUAGGGAAUGUGUGAUUACUUUUUUGUACAUUUCAGAAUUGUGUAUUAAUGGUUUGCUUUAGACUUUGUUCUGAAACGUGAUAUAUUUGCCAUAGUUAUAUAUGCCUGUUAUGGCAGAAAUAGAUUUUACUUAGACUUCUGUGUGUGCAUGUUUUACAUGACAAUUUUUGUAACACAAAUACAAUACAUCUUAAAUUUAAUCAUGACUGUGCAGUUUGACUGUACAGAACUGAAGAUUUCUCAUUAAGAGAACAGUUGCAAAGGAAUGUACUGGCACUAAAUCUGCCAUUUAAUGCCUGCAAUAUACUAACAGAACACUUCCCAUCAAAUGUGGUGUUAGUAGAUCCUUCAAAGUAAUUAGGAAUACCAUUUUAUCAGUGUGAAAAUCGAAAGUUGGUGUUCACACUUAGAGACACAGAGCUCAGACUUACAUUUUACAAGGCUAAUGUUAAUCAAGAGGAGUCACAUCAUGCUUUUAAUACAGAAAUGGUAUUUGUUAUGCACUUUUAGUGCCAUUCAGCAUUAGUUAAGGCAAGUAAGUUUACAGGCAAAAUGUUGUUUAACAUUAUAAAUAGUUAAGAAAUCAUUGUCAUAAAUUUAGCAAUUCUCUCUGAGAAUAAAAUUAAUUUAUGGCAGUUGAUCUCUAAAUCUCUGUAGAGUCUAAUCCAGCAGUGUGGGCUUUCAGAAUCAGACCUUCAAAAAGCUGAGGCCACAGCUUUUAGAAAUCAUCACUACUUAAUAAUGCAAUUUCUUUCCAAGGUAUUUCUAAAUUCACCACCAGGAGUUAUGUUCAAGGAAGCAGGUGAUCAAAAUGGAAGUUUCAAUAUUCAACUUUUAUGUCACGUAAUCUCAAACAUUCAGAUGCCUGAAAAGUGUAGGCACCACAAUUGGAAACCAAGCACAAGCUGCUGAACUGUUUUCAAGACAGAGAAAAUGCAAUCAUAGAAUACAUUUAACUGGAAGGGCAUUAUGUAAUCAAAACACACUAAAGCUCACCAAUGUAAAGAAUUAUUAUUUGGAUGGCAUCUUCUGUGUAUUAUAAACUUAAAUCAAAUUCUAUUAAAACUGGAAAAAAAUUUCUUCCACUUAUCUCUAGUAAAUGUGCUGUUGAAACUAUACUGUGGUCUAUUAAAUUGCCUUUUGAUAACUUCUAGACGAUACUAGAGAUGGGUUUUUAUGUGGGAUAUGUGGAAUGGAGUUGCACAUAGUAUAUACAUGGCCAAUAAAGAGCAUUCAUUAAAACCUGAAGUAAUCUCAAAUAUUCCUUUUAUACCAGUUUGCUAGGAACAAAGUGCAAAAAAGAGACAUCUACAUCAUUUUGUAGUGUCCAAUACUGAAUAUAAAGACUUUUUAAGUUAAAAGUGCAUACAUGUAUUUGUAGAAAUCUAGCCAAAAAAGCCAUUCUAGCUAUGAGAGCAAAUUCUCAAUAAAAAGCAGGGAAUGGUUAAUAACUAUAUAAUCAUGCUAUUUUUAUAAAAAACACAGCUCAGAUAUUCAAAAGACAGCCUAAAAUAAAUUAUAAUAAUAUAAAAAUUUAAAUAGGAACCAAAGCAUUGCCAUUUAUUUUGCCAAAGGAGGCACUUCAUAUUUUGAAGCAUAGGAAAUUAAAUCCCCGAAAGUAUUAUCCAUACUUUUUUAAAAUCAAGGAUGUAGAUAUUUUCAAAGCUGUUUUUGAUGUUUAACAGUAAAGAUUUGUUUUUGUUGUUUGAGAAAUUUGUAUUAAGUAAUAGCACAGGCUUUUUUCCAGAUAGGAUUUUUCUUCACAGUACUGCUUGCAGUAGAAAUAACGCUAACCCUAGUAGGUGUUUCUCUUCUUAUUUUCAUAGUCAUAAUUACGUCUUAGCAUCUCAUUUUGUGAAAAGAAGAAGAUAGACAUCUAUCUCUAGGGCCCUCUUCAUUUAAGCACUACUUUACUAAAUGCAAAUUAUGGCAAUCAGGGCGUCAGUUUAUGUAUUGCCUUUCUAUAAGAAACCAUGAUGCCUUUGUAUUUGCUGUUUGCACCCCUAAAAUCAAUUCCAUAUGUUUGAAUGCCAUAUGUUUUGCACAUUGUACUGUAUAUAUGUAAUGCAUACUGUAUUUUUAUAUGUGUACUACAUUUAUCAAAUAUUUUGUACAUAGUGGCAAUAUUGUAGCUACUGAGGAAAUGUUUGAUAUUUCAGCAUUUUUGCUAAGUGUCUCAAAUAAAAAAGGAAAACUGUG
Aquila chrysaetos chrysaetos is the source of this 8756-nucleotide messenger RNA. It is a transcript of the gene MRTFB, whose product is annotated as myocardin related transcription factor B. Bases 569 to 3874 code for a protein of 1101 amino acids. The transcript has 21 exons. The record is from RefSeq and is a predicted model, not a curated record. Gene Ontology annotation, biological process: smooth muscle cell differentiation. Lineage: Eukaryota; Metazoa; Chordata; Aves; Accipitriformes; Accipitridae.